AUGAAUUUUGCUCGUCGAGCCUCCCACGCUAUAGAGGGUAAGGACAAGAAAGUGUCCACAAAGAAGGCGAAUGGCAAGACUGGCGGAGAUGGUGGCCAUGGUGAGUCUGGCGAAGAGGAGCGCGAGGCCCUGACUGCUGCCAGGGCCAAUGAUGAAGAUGCGGAGACUCUAGACGACGGACUGCCACGCCUGGGCGAAUUGACGCGCAUCCAGGUUCACAUCACUGAGAGCACCGAAUUUAAGGUGAGUACUAGAGAGAAAGGGCUGUUGCUUACCCCAAGCAUGCGUAUCCAGCGCACAUCACUCUCAAGUUCGACUUGA
Molecule: messenger RNA, 321 nt
Organism: Protopolystoma xenopodis
Lineage: Eukaryota; Metazoa; Platyhelminthes; Monogenea; Polystomatidea; Polystomatidae
Source: the annotation of a GenBank genome assembly